This is a messenger RNA of Hermetia illucens (black soldier fly), 781 nucleotides long. RefSeq lists its product as uncharacterized. The record is from RefSeq and is a predicted model, not a curated record. NCBI's taxonomy places the organism in Eukaryota, Metazoa, Arthropoda, Insecta, Diptera, Stratiomyidae. Bases 109 to 612 code for a protein of 167 amino acids. The transcript has 4 exons.
AUAAGGAAAACUCCAUAAAAUAUAAGAGGUGAUCUUCAAGUUCGUUCAGUUGGUUCGUUGGAGCUGAAGUUACUGUGCGGUGAAAGUGUUAAAAUUUGUGCAUACAGGAUGAGAUUCCUUGCUAUAUUCCUCCUGCCACUUUUUGUGAGCUCAGCGUUUGCAAUUAGUGCUUGUGGAGUUUGUGGUGUUCAUUCAGGAGCAAUGUGCAUGGACGAUGCAACCUUCUCAUUCUGUGAUCAUGCGAGCCGAGCACUUCCUGGACGACACAGCUGUCCUACUGGAAUGGUCUGUGCCGACAAUUUCACCAUUUGUGUAAAUGCCACUACCAUUCCCAAAGGAGCCGCUACCUGCGAAACUAAAUGUGGAAAAUGUUCAGCUACCAAUCGUUUUGCUUGCCGAAGUUCAAACACGUUCUCCUUGUGUUAUGGAAACGAGCAGCCAUCGGAUGUGGAGCACAGAUGUCCUACCAACCAAAUUUGCAGCACAACUAAAGACCCCAGCUCCAAACAGUUCUGCUUCGAUCCUGUCACCUUGAAUGACGAGGAUAUUAGUUGCUUUGAUAGCUCGAGACCCUCCAGUGUAUUUGCAAGAUUUAUUGCAGCAGCGAAGUGAAUAACUUAGCUUAGACCCCGAGUAUAAUUAUUGAAUUAAUUUCACCAAAAUCACGAUUUAUUUUUGUUUUGUUUUACGCUAUUAUAUAUAAUCCAAAAUGUCAGAAAUUUAGAAUGAAAUUAUGUGAAGUCAAUGAUUUAGCUUUAAAUAUACAUAUACGAGCAGCUAU